Molecule: messenger RNA, 249 nt
Organism: Lathyrus sativus (Indian pea)
Lineage: Eukaryota; Viridiplantae; Streptophyta; Magnoliopsida; Fabales; Fabaceae
Source: the annotation of a GenBank genome assembly
AUGUUUGUUGAAGUCUUCACUACUGAUAAGAAGACAGAGCUCUUUGAGAAGUUAAUGAAAAACAAUGACACAUUAUCAACUCCACCAACCAAGGCACUUGGGCUUUGUAUAAGCCUUUCUAAAAUUAAACAACAGUUAUUGCUAGGGGACAUGUUUAAGUCUUCUGCAAGUGAUGUUGAGGUUUCAUGUGCUCAUAUGUUUGAAAUGUAUUGCAAAAACCUUCCACUUUCAAAGGAUUUUGAUCUUUAA